Molecule: messenger RNA, 3190 nt
Organism: Solanum tuberosum (potato)
Lineage: Eukaryota; Viridiplantae; Streptophyta; Magnoliopsida; Solanales; Solanaceae
Product: probable LRR receptor-like serine/threonine-protein kinase At1g07650
Exons: 24
Coding region: 33-3044 (1003 amino acids)
Biological process (GO): protein phosphorylation
Molecular function (GO): protein binding; ATP binding; protein kinase activity
Source: RefSeq, a predicted model, not a curated record
UAUGUAUAUUCACUUCAACAUUUUUUUUUUGCAUGUUAGAGAAGAUGAUGGCAUCCUCUUAUUACUGCACUUGUUCAUUUUUGCUCAUCACCUUCAGCUUACUCCUAAUUGUUUGCGAAGCACAAAAUGUUCGCCGCCUUCUACCUGAAGAAGAAAAGAAUGCUCUGAGAGAAAUAGGGGAGCAGUUAGGGAAAACUGAUUGGGAUUUUGAUGUGAAUCCUUGUGAUGAAAGCACGAGCUGGACUACACCAGGAACGGAUGAUUUGUCAGUGUAUGUGAGCAAUGUAACCUGCAAUUGCGAUACCCCUAAUGGUUCCUGUCAUGUACAAAGCAUAUUACUCAAAGGACAAGAUCUUGCUGGUGUUCUUCCUCCAUCCCUGGUGAAGUUACCAAAUCUCACCAAAAUUGAUCUCUCAUGCAACUAUUUGAGUGGUACAAUUCCCCCUCAAUGGACAUAUAUGAAACUGGAAUAUAUGUCUCUUAUGCUGAAUCAACUAUCCGGACCAAUUCCAAAGUACUUAGGAAACAUGACUUCACUAGUUUAUAUGAGAUUGGAAAGUAACAUGUUUAAUGGAACUGUUCCAAAAGAACUCGGAGACAUGGUUAAGCUACAAGUUCUCAUUCUUAGUUUUAAUAAUCUCACAGGUCAGUUACCAGAGGAACUCAAUAAACUCACUACUUUGAAAGAACUUAGGCUGAGAGGUAACAACUUCACAGGAAAACUUCCUAGCUUUGAGAGUUUUAAAACCCUUCAAAGAUUAGAGAUUCAAGCUUCUGGUUUUAAAGGACCUAUAGCUCCAGUCAUUUCUGUCUCGACUCAAAUGAUCGAAUUGAGAAUCACUGAUUUGACUGGAGGUGCUUCAGAAUUUCCACUGCUUGGGAAUAUGACACGCCUAACUAGAUUGAUAUUGAGGAACUGUAAUUUAUCUGGGAAGAUUCCUCCUUACAUAACUAAUAUGCCUAAAUUAAAACUUCUAGAUCUAAGUUUCAACAGCUUUGAAGGACCGAUCCCAAAUCUUGAGAGUCUGAAGAAGUUGGACUUCUUGUACCUGGUAGGAAAUAGACUUACUGGGCCAAUUCCAGAUUGGGUCAAAAGUCGAAAUUCCAAACACAUGAUAGACCUGUCUUACAACAACUUCAGUGAGAGCUCUGAGCCUAUUUGUCAGGAAACCCUAAACUUAUUCAGAAGCUAUAAUGGAAUGAAAAAUUCAGAACUUGGGAAAUGUGUGCCAAGAUGUUCAAAGAAAUGGUAUUCGGUGCACAUAAAUUGUGGUGGAGAGAGUGUGACUAUUGGGGACACCGUUUAUGAAGCAGAUAGAGAUUCAGCAGGUGCAGCAAAAUUUACUUCCUCGAAAGAGAGCUGGGGAGCCAGCAACAGUGGAUACUUCUGGGAUAAGUCCAUAACAGCAAAAGACUACCUGGCGAAUAAUAUAUCUUCCAUUAAGGGAAAUGACUCUGAACUGUACACGACAGCUCGGCUCUCAGCUUUAUCUCUGACUUACUACGGACGUUGUUUAGCAAAUGGAAACUACACCGUGACACUGCACUUUGCAGAGAUUGUUAUAAGAGACAAUCGAUCUUUCCAAAGUCUUGGAAAACGGAUAUUUGAUGUCUAUAUUCAGGGUGAGAGGAAGCUCAAAGAUUUUGAUAUUAGAACUGAUGCUGGAGGAGUUGAUAAACCUUUCACGAUAAAGUUCAAUGCAACUGUAGCAGACAGCACUCUAGAAGUGCGCUUUCAGUAUGCUGGGAAAGGAACAGCUGUUCUCCCUAGAAGAGGAAGCUAUGGCCCUUCAGUUUCUGCCAUCUCUUUUGACGCUAAUUUCAAGCCCCCUCCUGAUCACAAAAAGUUGGUUCCCAUCAUAGCUGGAGCAGUGGUGUCCUUAUUAAUUCUCAUUUUCAUAAUAUCUUUUGUUGCUUGGAAGAGACACAAAAACAAGAUAGCGAAGGAAGAAGAAUCAAGAGGACUAGAUUCAAUGACUGGUGUAUUUACCAUCAGACAAAUCAAAGCUGCCACAAACAAUUUUGACGCUGCAAAUAAAAUCGGGGAAGGUGGUUUUGGCUCUGUCUACAAGGUUCAUCUCAAUCUUACCUCUAUCAAGCUUUCUACUUUAUUAGUUAUUGCUGUUAAGAAGCUUUCAUCCAAAUCGAAACAAGGGAAGCGUGAGUUUGUAAAUGAGAUAGGUAUGAUCUCUAGUUUACAGCACCCAAAUCUUGUACAACUAUAUGGAUGUUGUGCUGAACGGAAUAACCUGCUACUGGUGUACGAGUACAUGGAGAACAAUAGCCUGGCUCGUGCUUUAUUUGGUCCAGAAGAACAUCGGCUCAAAAUAAACUGGCCAACCAGGCAAAAAAUCUGCAUUGGGAUAGCAAAAGGCUUAUCUUUCCUACAUGAAGAAUCGUCAUUAAAAAUUGUUCAUAGGGACAUCAAAGCAACGAAUGUACUUCUUGACAAGAAACUAAACCCGAAAAUCUCAGACUUUGGUCUCGCCAGACUUGAUGAUGAUGAUAAUAACACACAUAUUACCACUAGAGUUGCCGGAACCAUAGGAUAUAUGGCUCCUGAAUAUGCACUAUGGGGUUACUUGACCUACAAAGCAGAUGUCUACAGUUUUGGAGUUCUUGCAUUAGAGAUUGCUGCUGGGAAAAGCAAUAUGACAUAUCGCCCCAAUGAGAAAUUUGUCUGCCUCCUAGAUUGGGCUCUUGUUCUACAAAGGCAAGGAAAACUGAAGGAAGUAGUAGAUGCAACAUUGGGCAGUGAUUUGAACGAGGAUGAGGCUCUAAGGAUGUUAAAUGUAGCUUUGCUAUGUACCAGUCCAUCUCCAGCACUUAGGCCAACUAUGUCUGCUGUAGUCAAAAUUCUUGAAAAUCAUCUUGACCUCCCUGAGUUUACCAUGGAAUCAAGAUUCUAUGAUGAUUAUGAUCUUCUCAACUUUCAAGGGUUAAGAGACAAGUAUGAAGAUACGAACGAAAGCCAACCACUUACACAUUCAUCAAAUACUAUUACAACUACAGAUUGCUCUUACACUACCUCUACAUCAGCUUAAAUUCACACUAUAAAUGUUUUCGAGACAAUAUUUUCUUGGUGGUUUAUCAAACAUAAGAUAUUUGUGUGCAACUAUUGUAAUUAUGAGGUGGCUUGUACUGAGCAUCCAUUGCCAACUAUAUAUAACAUUUAGGACUGUUUGGUUUG